This is a messenger RNA of Drosophila innubila, 2152 nucleotides long. It is a transcript of the gene zyd, whose product is annotated as sodium/potassium/calcium exchanger 3. Gene Ontology annotation, cellular component: membrane. Gene Ontology annotation, molecular function: calcium, potassium:sodium antiporter activity; calcium channel activity. The coding region runs from base 219 to 1853 and encodes 544 amino acids. NCBI's taxonomy places the organism in Eukaryota, Metazoa, Arthropoda, Insecta, Diptera, Drosophilidae. The transcript has 8 exons. The record is from RefSeq and is a predicted model, not a curated record. Gene Ontology annotation, biological process: intracellular calcium ion homeostasis; calcium ion transmembrane transport.
UGGGUGUGGGUGUACGUCUUGGUGUGUGUGUCUGUGUGUGUGCUGCGGCUAAAGCCGAGGCCGAGGCUAAAGCUAAAGCUUAAGCUAAAGCAAAAGCAAAGCGGACAAAUCAACACCAUUGAAGUGGAAGCGACAGAGAUUGAGAUUGAGAUUGCGUUUCAUAUAGCGGCCGCAGCGCAGUUUACGAGUGUCCAUCACCACUACAACACCGUGCAGCAAUGGAAGACUAUUGGGGUCUUAGCAGCACUACGGAUAUAAAUUGCACUCAGCCCGCCAUUGAUGAUUUCCCCAGAGAUCUAUUCACGGAGGCGCAAAGACAGUCCGGUGCUGUUGUACUUCAUGUUAUAGCCAGUUUAUAUUUAUUUGUAGCAUUAGCAGUAGUAUGUGAUGAGUACUUUGUGCCAGCUGUUGAGAAAAUAUGUGCAGCACUCAACAUGUCCAACGAUGUGGCGGGUGCAACAUUCAUGGCAGCGGCCACAUCGGCGCCGGAGCUGUUCGUCAAUGUGAUAGGCACAUUCAUCACGGAGGGAGACAUUGGAGUCGGGACCAUUGUGGGCUCGGCGGUGUUCAACAUACUCGCGGUGGCCGCCUGUUGCGGCAUCGGUGCUGGCAUGACCAUACCGCUAGAUUGGUGGCCUCUGACGCGGGACAGCAUUGCAUAUGGCGUCACAGUUGCUAUACUCAUCUGUGUGAUGCACGACGAGCGGGUCGAGUGGUAUGAGGCCCUUAUUCUGGUGUCGCUCUAUGCGGUCUACUUGGCGGUCAUGUAUUUCGACAAGUCCUUUCAAAAGUGCGCCAAAGGUGGCGUUAAGCAGGCGCGUUCGCGCAGCCGCUCCUCAAACUGCAGCAUACACACAAAGAACAGCAAUGAGAAGGAACCAGAGCUUGUGGAGAAUCGCAUUUGCCAGAACAUGGCCAGCAUCCAGCUGAAUGGUGGCCUCAAUAAUGACCAGGCCAAGGCCACAAAUACAACAACAACCACAGCUGACUUGGGUGGCGGUGGAGCAGUGGAAGCCGCUGCUAGCGUUGGUGGAGUCGGAGGAGUUGGAGUCGGAGUUGGAGGAGUUGGUUCAACAGCUGGUACGGCCCCACCGCCACCGGCAAUUGGCUGGAUAAUGGAUAAUGCUGAUGCCGAAUCACAAUUGGCUGCGGUGGCUGCGGCAGCGGCAGCAGCUGCUGCUGUUGAGCAGCCCGAACAGGAGGGUUACUCACUGUUGACAUAUCCCAAGGGCACCAGUUGCUUUGCCCAGUUCACCUGGCUGAUCAUUUGGCCCAUACAUCUGCUCUUCCGCAUCGCGAUACCCGAUUGUAAAAAGGCCAAGAACAACAAAAUCUUUCCACUGACCUUUAUCAUGUGCAUUGUCUGGAUCGGUUCGUUAUCCUAUGUGGUCGCGUGGAUGAUAACCAUAAUUGGCGAUACACUUAAGAUACCCGAUUCGGUAAUGGGAAUUACGUUUCUGGCCGCCGGCACAAGUGUACCCGAGGCAGUAUCCAGUGUAAUUGUGGCUAAACGCGGUCACGGAUCGAUGGGAAUAUGCAAUUCGAUUGGAUCGAAUACGUUUGAUAUAUUGUUGUGCCUGGGCGUGCCGUGGCUAAUAAAGGCCGUAUUUUUCCCCAUACAGCCGGGACAGAAUUAUGUGGCUAUUAAUUCGGCCGGUCUGGAAUAUUCGGCCAUAACAUUGCUGUCAACGCUAUUUCUGCUCUAUUUAACAUUCUCGAUGAACAAGUUCAAGCUGGACACCAAAGUGGGCAUCGCCUGUUUGGUUAUCUAUUUGGUAUUUAUGGUAUUUGCCUCGCUCAUUGAGCUCAAUGUGUUCUUUCGCGUCAAUCUGCCAACCUGCGGACGAUCAUGAGCAUUGUAAAGAAAAUUGAAAGAAAGAUGAGCUGGAGCUGGAGCUAAUGCUGAAGCUGGAACUGGUACUGGUACUGCUAAUUUGGAACUGGAACUGGUGCAGCAUUCAGCUGGGAAGACGGCCGAGUCGCUAAUUGGGGCAACUCAGCAGUACAGUCGUUUUAAUUAAUUAAUAUGUAUUUUCCUGUUCUAUUCUAUCUACCUUGAUAGUUGAGUUACCUUAUGCUACUACGUUAUGCUGUUAUUGUAAUACUUUUUUUUUAUUAUUAUUAUUAAAGUAGAAUGAAACUCAUCACGACA